This is a messenger RNA of Gallus gallus (chicken), 3688 nucleotides long. It is a transcript of the gene TMOD2, whose product is annotated as tropomodulin 2. Gene Ontology annotation, biological process: muscle contraction; myofibril assembly; pointed-end actin filament capping. Gene Ontology annotation, molecular function: tropomyosin binding. NCBI's taxonomy places the organism in Eukaryota, Metazoa, Chordata, Aves, Galliformes, Phasianidae. The record is from RefSeq and is a predicted model, not a curated record. The transcript has 11 exons. Gene Ontology annotation, cellular component: striated muscle thin filament; myofibril. The coding region runs from base 505 to 1560 and encodes 351 amino acids.
GGAGGGGCGCAGGCGGCGGCGCGGCGGGGUAAGGCGGCGGCGGGCGGCGGCUCCGCGCGGUGCGGGGUGGGGCGGUGCGGUUGCGGUGCGGGGUGGGGCGGAGCGGUGCGGGCGGCGGAGCAUCCCCGGUCGGGGCGCGGCUGCUCCAGCGCGGGGCCCGGGCGGUGCCGGGGCUGCGGGGGGUGCGGAGAGCCCGGUGCGGGGCUGAGCCCCUUCCGCUCGGAUUGAGUCUGUUCGGAGCCGUGGAUGUUGUUUCGCAGCGCGUUUUAUGAGGUCUCAUAGCCUGUCUCCGCCACUGCACCUGUGAGGCUCCCAAGUGCCAUCUGGUCCCUUGCCAUCCCUCGGGUAGGGCUGCACAGCCCCAGCGCAUCCCUCUCCUACAGCUGAGCCAGAGCAUCGUGCUGCUUUGUUUUCCUUAAUAAACUGGAGUGAAACCGCGAGAAGCUCCAUAGCCUGCAUGGUUGGAAUCUGGAGGGGAAGCAGCUGAGCAGUGCAGCAGGAGCCAUGUCUCUGCCUUUCCGAAAGGAGCUGGAGAAAUAUAAGAAUAUCAACGAAGACGAAAUACUCAGCAAACUCUCAGAGGAUGAACUGAAGCAGCUCGAGCAUGUUCUCGACGACCUUGAUCCUGAGAACGCCUUGCUUCCAGCUGGAUUUCGGCAAAAGGACCAGACCACAAAGCCUGCCACGGGCCCCUUUGACAGAGAACGCCUGCUUUCAUACUUGGAGAAGCAAGCGCUGGAGCACAAGGACAGGGAAGACUUUGUUCCAUUUACAGGGGAGAAGAAAGGAAAAAUAUUUAUCCCUAAAGAAAAACCCAUAGAAACUCGUACAGAAGAGAAAGUGACCCUGGAUCCGGAGCUUGAAGAAGCCCUGGCCAGCGCUUCAGAUACAGAGCUCUAUGACCUUGCAGCUGUUCUUGGAGUGCACAACAUGGUCAACAACCCAAAAUUUGAUGAAGGAGGAGCCCGCAGUAAAGAUGGAAAAGGAAGCAUGAGAAAUGUGGUCAAAGGUGAAAAGGUGAAGCCCAUUUUUGAGGAGCCACCUAAUCCAACCAACGUGGAAGCAAGUUUACAAAGGAUAAAAGCAAAUGAUCCUACUCUCGUAGAAGUUAAUCUGAACAACAUAAAGAAUAUCCCUAUUCCAACACUGAAAGAAUUUGCAAAAGCCUUGGAAAGCAACGUACAUGUGAAGACAUUCAGCCUUGCUGCUACUCGAAGCAAUGACCCUGUAGCUAUUGCAUUUGCAGAUAUGUUGAAAGUGAACAAAACACUGAAGAGUCUGAAUGUAGAGUCCAAUUUCAUCACUGGGACGGGUAUUUUGGCACUGAUUGAUGCGCUGAAGGAGAAUGAAUCCCUGACAGAGAUUAAAAUUGACAACCAGAGGCAGCAGCUGGGGACAGCUGUGGAGAUGGAGAUUGCCAAGAUGCUGGAGGAGAACUCCAAGAUCCUCAAGUUUGGAUACCAGUUCACAAAGCAAGGCCCACGAACCAGGGUAGCAGCAGCUAUCACUAAAAACAAUGACCUGGUUCGCAAGAAGCGCGUGGAAGGAGAGCGGCAGUAGCCACGCACAGCAGAACUGCAGCCCUCCAGCACUGCGAUCCCACAGCACUCACGGGGAGGGAGGGAAGGCGCUGGCAAACCAUUGCAAUGGGAGCCGCUCCUUUCUGUUAACGUCUCCUCUUAACCUUGAAAACGCAGCCUGAUCAUUUUUAACUUCCACAGUUAAUUUUGAAGAUUCAUAGUUGGUUUGAGUUUAAUCGAGAAGUUUCACAAUAUCUGAAGCCGAUAUGCAGAAUCUUAACUGUGUUACUGGGCAUAACGUGUAGUGACAUUGACCCUUAUUUUAGGCACUUUUGGAUAUGCUAAAGUAUGACCUUGUGUAUGGAUAAGGGGCUCUCUGCUGAAAAUAGAAACCUUAGGGCCAAGUCCUGCAAUGCCUUACGUUGCAAAUAAUCCUUAUUGUGUGUAUCAUUCUGCUGAGCUGGGUCCUGCAAUGGGGCACUCCUGUGCAUAGAGCUAGAAAUGGCAGUGCAGCAUUGCAGGACCUCACCCCGGAUCCUGCAGCGGGCCCUGGAGCUGUGCAGGAACAGCCCUUCUGCAGGGCUCUGCCUGCCCGACUCCAAGUGCAGGGUCAUGCCCGGGUGUGUAAGCAUUGUCAAAUCACAGCUGUUUACAUGAGCUUGGGUUUGGUGGGGUGUGUUGCAGUGUUACACUGGUACUUGUUGUCCUCAUCCUAGAGACUAAAGUAAGCUUAGUGCUGCCAAUCCUGUAUACUUUGAAUGGUAGGUUUUUUUCCUAUGCCAACAAGUUUUUGUUUGCUCAUAGAAUACUCAGUUUACAGCUAUUAAUCUAAAUGAGCAUUUGUUUUGCCUUGAGCCCUGUGUUCUGGUAUUUAUAUAUAUAUAUAUAUAUUUGUUAGUAUUAUAGCAACGUUCUCAGGACCUUUCUGAUGAAGGCUAAUUAAGUAGUUAAUCUUGAGCAGUGGCUGUGCUUCCAGGAAAAACACCGAGAGGGUAUCUGGACCAACUGCAGAGCUCACAUGCCCAGACUUCAGUUGGGUGGGCACGAGGCACUUGGGUACUCACCUGAGUGCCUGGCCAAGUAAGGACAGAUUGAAGGUAGGCACAGGUGCUCAGCUAAGUCAGGGCCUUCACUCAGAUGCCAGACAAACCCAUAACCCAGUGGAAAGUGCUUGCGAAGCAGCGGCUAACCCCGGUGUGCAACAGCAUUACAUUAGUCUGAUGUUUGUAUUGUGCAUCCUGCAGUCUAAAGCUACUCUGUACCACUGUUUUGUCACAGCCACCAGUUGGCUCUGGCAAACAGCCACGCUCACUGUGGCUGUCCGUUAGCACCCUGGGAAGCACCAGGCAGGUGUGCUGCUGACACCAGUGGAAAGCUGCAGAAGCACACUGGGGUACACCAACCUCUGCUCCAAGAGCUCCCUUGGGACAUCAGGGACACAGCGCUGCUUCUGUCACACGGUGACAGCCCUGGAGCAGGUUUGGCAGAGCAGAGCAGGAGCGCGGGCUGACGGGCACAGUGCUCUCUGUGCCUUCUUCAUGGAACUGAGUAGGUCCACAGCAUCCCCUCCUGUUGGAUGCCUGUCUUCGGAGGGGGGUCUCAACUGAAUAAUGUUGACUCAAAUCCCACUUAAAUGUGAUGCCAAGCGGGGAUGCAGAGUACCUGCAGUUGACUUCUCCAGCAAGCUCCCAGUCUGUACCAUAUCUGCUGAAGCCUUUCUUUGGAAGUGAAAACAACACAAGGGAGUCUUGCUGAGAUCUUCCCUGGCUCUGUGGAGGAUUUAUUGUAGAAAAACUGUGAUACUCCUUUAGAAAAUAGCAAGUUCUGUAACACAGUCAUAACUCUGCAGGGUCUUAAAUAGACAGCCCUUAGAAACCACCUGGAGCAGCAGGUGAUGCUUUGCGGCAUUGAGGGAGAGAGAACCCACAUUCCUAAAGGCAGAAGAUGACUUCUGACCAACCUCAGUGAUCAGAAUCAUGCUGCCCCUAUUUUCUUCUUUUGUUCCAACGAAGAGAAUCCCAACUGUCAUUUUUUAAAUGUAUUUAAUUUUUUUUAAUUUUUUUUUUUGUUAGUAAGGGUGGUACAUGCAUGUGUGUUCAAGGGAAACAAGUGCAAUCCAUUUCUCGUCUUAACUGCCAUUUCAGUGUUGGUGCAUGCAUGCAGCAUUC